UCAGUGGCUGUGUAUUGAACUUCCGCGAGAGUCCAUCAGCUGCACAGAGUCCCAGCACACCGCCAGCGAGCACCCCAGUCACUCUGUGUCCGAAUUACAAAUGCAGUGCGUCCGGGCUUGGAGAAGUCUGAACUACCUGUGCAGGGUAGCUCACCACAGAGCAUGGAAACGAACCCAGAGCCACACAACAGCUGCCAGGCUGGACCUCAGCGGGAUUUAUCCGCCUAUUGCCACCCCGUUCACCGCCAAGGAGGAUGUAGACUAUCAGAAACUGGAGGAAAACCUGCAGAAAUACGCCAAGAUCCCAUUUAAAGGCCUGGUGGUUCAGGGCUCCAAUGGUGAGUAUCCUUAUCUGACGGUGGAGGAGCGGGUGGAGGUGGUGAGGACGGUCAAACAAUCACUGCCGGCGGGAAGGCUGCUGAUAGCCGGAUCAGGCUGUGAAUCCACCAGAGCCACGAUCCAGCUCACGCAGAAGAUGGCAGCAGCCGGAGCCGACGCUGUGCUUGUGGUAACACCCUGCUUCUACAAGGGGAAGAUGGACAGCCGGGCACUGAUCCAUCACUUCACAAAGCUGGCGGACAGCAGCCCGGUGCCGGUGGUUCUCUACAGCGUGCCGGCAAACACGGGGCUGGAGCUGCCACUGGACGCUGUGGUGGAGCUUUCUCAGCACCCAAACAUCCUAGGUGUUAAAGACAGUGGGGGAGAUAUCACACGGAUCGGCCUGAUUGUCCAUAAAACCAAGGCGCAGGAUUUCCAGGUUUUAGCGGGCUCGGCUGGGUUUUUAAUGGCAGCCUAUUGUGUGGGUGCUAUCGGUGGAGUGUGUGCGCUGGCUAAUGUGCUGGGCCAGGAGCUAUGUGAGUUGGAGCGUCUGUGUGUGUCCGGGCGUUGGGAGGAAGCCAGAGUCCUGCAGCAGCGCCUUAUCGAGCCCAAUGCCGCUGUGACUAGGAAGCUGGGAGUUCCCGCUCUGAAGCAGGCGAUGGAGUGGUUUGGUUUCCACGGUGGCUCCUGUCGAUCACCUCUUCAGCCGCUCACAGAGGCCGAGAGUCAGCAACUGAGGCGGGACUUCUCCUCCAAUGGGUGGCUGUAAAGGGACCUAGGCGGAGCGAGAGUGCAUGUGUGAGCGAGGUCACUAUGUGUGGACCUAUUAGCUGUUGGUGUAAUUAUAUCAUAAAGGGAAAACACAGCUGCCCAUGAAAAUAAAUAAAUAAAUAAAUAAAUAUUCAGUUCUGUCCACUGUUGAUAUUUAUUGAGCCAAAUCCAAAAACCUGCAAAAAACUCCCUUACAUUAAAAUAAAUGUAUAAAUCAAUUAAUCCAACUUCAAAGUUCUAUUUGGUUUUUGUUCUUCUUUUUCUUUGACCUGGACUGACAGAAAUUUUCUUGGCCAAUUCCAAUUUUUCUCCAAGUGCUCUGCGACCAGUACUGCGACUGAUUAACUGAAAACGAGUUGCUGUACACCCGCGUGUCCCUGAUAUAUUUUAACUUUCCACGUAAUAGCAGGUGCAGAAUAUAUUGUAUAACAAAACAAUUUUUCAAUUAUUUUGACUAUUUUGAGCCAUUACUAAUACCGAGGCUGCUAGCUUCUGGCUGAUACUGAGCUUUGUUAGCUUCUGUAAAAAAGUUCAACUGGCUGAGGUUGAUUUAAGUGUCUGCUUAGGUUUGUUGUAACAAACAUUGUCGUGGUGGUCCCCCCGUGGUUUACUUUACCAGACUUUGUGUACAUAUAUAUGUACACAAUGUUAUAUAGUCUAUAAAAUCUACACCAUAAAACAUGUAGCAGCUGACAUUACAGGUAAUGGAUCAAGCCAGCAGAAGCCAAGCAGACUCAGGAAGAAAAGUGCCUCUGGCAGUGCAAGCCACCACUUUAAGGUGUUUAUACAUUAAAACACUACAAGUAUGACAAUGUACACAAACCAGAAUAAGAAGCCAGUGACAGGCAAUUAGCUGCUGAUCUUUCCUGUUGUUUUUAUCAUGUGAUCAGUUAUUUAUUUUCAUAUUUUGCUCCACUAAAGCAAGAGGACAAGUGGACGUAAUAAGAGAUUCCAAACUAAACCUCAGCCUUACACAGGGAAAAAUAAUACCCUCAUAUUUUAGCCUGUAACUGUUAUUUUUCUUCUUUCAAGGAGGUUUUGUGAUUACUCUGUCUGAUUUGUUUUUUUGUCCAUUUGUUAGAGUUGUUGCACAAAAAUUAUUUCCAUGAAAAUCCUGCCAGGGGUCGCUCGAUGCAACUUAUGGAUCCCUUCAAAUCUUUACGUAUUAAAUUGAAAUAGGAAAUAUGUCAGCCAUUGUCUUAAUGUUCCCAAGAUACCAAUAACUAACCUGGAUUGGUUCAUAGCGAGGAGUGGCUUUUCAGCCUAGUGUAAAAAGUAGAUGUAUAAUUGUGUAUAAUUGGCGUGUAAUGCAUUUGGCAGAUCAUGACCUGUUUGACUUAAGCUUUGAAAUGUGGGACUUGGACCUGGAACUCUUUAGUCAAGACUCAUGUGUAACUUAGGAAACAAUUACUUUGUCUAAUCGUUAGUGGAUGCGUAAAAAUACAGAAUUUGUAGUCUCACAGCAGUAGACAGUAAAUGGAAAUCACCUGACAGUGGAGUAAAUAUGAGUUAUUUAAUCACAGUAUUGUCUGUUUUGUCAUUAGAAAUACGGUGGUCUCACAGGGCAUGCAUUUUAUACUUUGGACAUUUGCACCUACUGCAAUGGCAGAAAGUCAUUUGUAUGCAUCAGCCUCAUUAGUUUAAGAUGCCCUGUAACCUAAAGGUAAUUGUCAUGUAAUUACAGCACAGCUUUGGCAUGCUUUGACCUCAGGAGAUGUCUUAUUAUUCAGAAUACCUCUGUAGAGCUAUUGUAUGGAAACUAAAAGUACAGCCAGGCCACUUGUAACCUCAGGCUGAAUAACACUGAAGCCUCCCAAGGUCUUUGAAAAAUAAAAAAUUUGGAACAGAAAAA
Molecule: messenger RNA, 2941 nt
Organism: Maylandia zebra (zebra mbuna)
Lineage: Eukaryota; Metazoa; Chordata; Actinopteri; Cichliformes; Cichlidae
Gene: hoga1
Product: 4-hydroxy-2-oxoglutarate aldolase 1
Biological process (GO): glyoxylate catabolic process
Cellular component (GO): mitochondrion
Molecular function (GO): (R,S)-4-hydroxy-2-oxoglutarate aldolase activity; 4-hydroxy-tetrahydrodipicolinate synthase activity
Source: RefSeq, a predicted model, not a curated record